Messenger RNA from Delphinapterus leucas (beluga whale), 2225 nucleotides. It is a transcript of the gene NRBP1, whose product is annotated as nuclear receptor binding protein 1. Lineage: Eukaryota; Metazoa; Chordata; Mammalia; Artiodactyla; Monodontidae. Gene Ontology annotation, biological process: protein phosphorylation. The record is from RefSeq and is a predicted model, not a curated record. Gene Ontology annotation, molecular function: protein kinase activity; ATP binding.
GGCACCGCCCAUCUGUUGGUCCGGACGCCGCGAAGGCGGGGCCCGCAGUUCGGUUGCGCCGCGGAGCGCAGCUGUGAGCGAGUCUUUCUGAUCCGGGGCCCCGGAACCCGAGCUGGAGCUGAAGCGCAGGCUGCGGGGAGCGGAGUCGGGAGGCCUGAGUGUUUGUUCCAGCAUGUCGGAGGGGGAGUCCCAGACAGUACUCAGCAGUGGCUCAGACCCAAAGGUAGAAUCCUCAUCCUCAGCUCCUGGCCUGACGUCAGUGUCACCUCCUGUGACCUCCACAACCUCAGCAGCUUCCCCAGAGGAAGAAGAGGAAAGUGAAGAUGAGUCUGAGAUCUUGGAAGAGUCACCCUGUGGGCGCUGGCAGAAGAGGCGAGAAGAGGUGAAUCAGCGGAAUGUACCGGGUAUUGACAGUGCAUACCUGGCCAUGGAUACAGAGGAGGGGGUAGAGGUUGUGUGGAAUGAGGUACAGUUCUCUGAGCGAAAGAACUACAAGCUGCAGGAGGAAAAGGUCCGUGCUGUGUUCGAUAAUCUGAUUCAGUUGGAACAUCUCAACAUUGUCAAGUUUCACAAGUAUUGGGCUGACAUUAAAGAGAACAAGGCCAGGGUCAUUUUUAUCACAGAAUACAUGUCAUCUGGGAGUCUUAAGCAAUUUCUGAAGAAGACCAAAAAGAACCACAAGACUAUGAAUGAAAAGGCUUGGAAGCGUUGGUGCACACAAAUCCUCUCUGCCCUAAGCUACCUGCACUCCUGUGACCCCCCCAUCAUCCAUGGGAACCUGACCUGUGACACCAUCUUCAUCCAGCACAACGGACUCAUCAAGAUUGGCUCUGUGGCUCCUGACACUAUCAACAAUCAUGUGAAGACUUGUCGGGAAGAACAGAAGAAUCUCCACUUCUUUGCACCAGAAUAUGGAGAAGUCACUAAUGUGACAACGGCAGUAGACAUCUACUCCUUUGGCAUGUGUGCACUGGAGAUGGCAGUGCUAGAGAUUCAGGGCAAUGGAGAGUCCUCAUAUGUGCCACAGGAAGCCAUCAGCAGUGCCAUUCAGCUUCUAGAAGACCCAUUACAGAGGGAGUUCAUUCAAAAGUGCCUGCAGUCUGAACCCGCUCGCAGACCAACAGCCAGAGAACUUCUGUUCCACCCAGCACUGUUUGAAGUGCCCUCGCUCAAACUCCUUGCUGCCCACUGCAUUGUGGGACACCAGCACAUGAUCCCAGAGAAUGCUCUGGAGGAGAUCACCAAAAACAUGGAUACCAGUGCUGUACUGGCUGAAAUCCCUGCAGGACCAGGAAGAGAACCAGUUCAGACGUUGUACUCUCAGUCACCAGCUCUGGAACUGGAUAAAUUCCUUGAAGAUGUCAGGAACGGGAUCUACCCCCUGACGGCCUUUGGGCUGCCUCGGCCCCAGCAGCCACAGCAGGAGGAGGUGACAUCACCUGUGGUGCCGCCUUCUGUCAAGACUCCAACACCUGAACCCGCUGAGGUGGAGACCCGCAAGGUGGUGCUGAUGCAGUGCAACAUAGAGUCGGUGGAGGAGGGCGUCAAACACCAUCUGACGCUUCUGCUGAAGCUGGAGGACAAACUGAACCGGCACCUGAGCUGUGACCUGAUGCCAAAUGAGAACAUCCCCGAGUUGGCGGCGGAGCUGGUGCAGCUGGGCUUCAUUAGCGAGGCGGACCAGACGCGACUGACUUCUCUGCUGGAGGAGACCCUGAGCAAGUUCAAUUUUGCCAGGAACAGCACCCUCAACUCAGCCGCUGUCACCGUCUCCUCUUAGAGCUCACUCGGGCCCAGCCCCUAAUCUGAGCUGUGGCUGUCACGACAUGUGCUACAGCCUUCCUGCCCCUUCCCCCCAGACAGUAUUACCCUGUGAAGCCCCUCUCUCCUUUAUUAUUCAGGAGGGCUUUGGGGCUCCCUGGUUCUGAGCAUCACCCUACCCACCCCUCCCCUUCUCUUCCAUCCCUCUGCACUUUGUUUACUUGUUUUGCACAGACGUGGGCCUGGGCCUUCUCAGCAGCCGCCUUCUAGUCGGGGGCUAGUAGCUGAUCUGCUGGCUCCCGCCCAGCCUGUGUGGAAAGGAAGCCCACGGGCGCUGGGAGCUGAAUUCUACAAUCCCGCUGGGGCGGACGGGGCGGGAGAGAAGGGUGGUGCUGCAGGGGUGGCCCCGGGGGGCCAUUCGAUUCGCCUCAGUUGCUGCUGUAAUAAAAGUCUACUUUUUGCUA